Bacillus rossius redtenbacheri is the source of this 4999-nucleotide messenger RNA. Its product is annotated as WD repeat-containing protein 75. Gene Ontology annotation, molecular function: RNA binding; protein binding. NCBI's taxonomy places the organism in Eukaryota, Metazoa, Arthropoda, Insecta, Phasmatodea, Bacillidae. The transcript has 15 exons. The record is from RefSeq and is a predicted model, not a curated record. Gene Ontology annotation, biological process: positive regulation of transcription by RNA polymerase I; positive regulation of rRNA processing. The coding region runs from base 90 to 2591 and encodes 833 amino acids. Gene Ontology annotation, cellular component: nucleolus.
UUAGUGUUUUUUUUUGUUUACAUUAUAACACGUGCAUAUGUAGCACGUGGUUGGUAUUAUAUUUAUUGUGGAUUUAUGAAGAAGGGAUCAUGGAAAAUAUGAAGUUUAUAGUGAAACGAGUGACAGGUGAAAGUCUUGUUGGAGCCCGCCCGGAGUUUUCUUCUAAUGGAAUGAUUCUGUUUGUGACGUCCGAGAAUGUGGUCCGGGCGUACAGCACGCGGACUGGGAAGCACGUCCGGGACUACGAGGGACUCACCGCGAAGGCCGUCGGGGUCCGACUGCACCCUUCGAACCCCCAGCUGCUGCUGGCGUGCUCCCAGUCCGGGGAGCUGGCGCAGUGGAAGUGGGAGACAGAUCUGCCCCCUAAAGUGAUAAACCUUAAGAUUUCCUUUCACUGGUUCGCAGUGACAGGUUUCGACGUGGUCGACCAGUUGCCAUAUUAUGAAGUCGUCAUCACAUUUCAGAGUAUCAAAAACAAGCCAGAGAAAUUAAUGGUGUUCAACAGUGAAACAGGAGAAUGCACAAACAAGAUAAAUUUUACUCUGAGAGAUAAUGGACAUAACUUUGCGGUUGGCGGUGAGAAGGGCAGCAAGUUUGUUGCAGGAAUAUCCUCAGUCCUGCUGUACAUAUUUAACUUGCAACGCAAUGAAGACCACAGGGAGAGGCUCGGCGGGGACCGGGUGUUCACGUGCGUGGCCUGCCACCCCCGGGAGUACACGGUGGCCGCAGGGGACAACACUGGCCGCGUGCUGCUGUACCAGGGCUGCCUGCGGGCCCCCAAGUGUGUCUGCACCGUGUACCACUGGCACUCGCUGCCCGUCGUCGCGGUCGCCUUCACCCACGAAGGGAGCGUCUUCUUCAGCGGAGGGGAGGAGAGGGUGCUGGUGAAGUGGCCCGUGGCCUCGCCCCAGGAGAAGACGUUCGUGCCGAGGAUGGCCGACACGAUCUGCCACAUUGCCGUCGCCCCGCAGAACUCCGCCAUCGCCGUCAGUCUGGGCGACAACGGGAUCAGCGUGCUGGACCCGCAGCUGGCGCUGGCCUGCCUGGUCCAGCACAGCUCGUCCCGGCGGGACGCCAUGCACCGCUCCAGCCUCCCCGGGCGGCCGCUGUUCCCCGCGGGCCUCCACCUGGACCCCCGCUCCCGGGCGGUCGUCACCAACGGCCGGGCGGGCCACCUGCAGUUCUUGGACCGCCAGUCCGCCUGCCUCGUCUACAACCUGGACGUGACGGGCAUGACCUACCUGGCCCAAGAGCGGACCGCGGAGCUGGCCAACGUGGACGUGGCACGGCUGGCGCUGAGUGGCGACGGCGCCUGGCUGGCGACGGCCGAGCAGUGCGAGGAGCCCGGGAAGCCUGCAGCGCACGUCCGCCUCAAGUUCUGGAACUUCGACGUCGUCAAGCAGAAUUUCUGCCUGAACACGUCGGUUAGGGACCCCCACUUCGGUGCCGUGCACUCGAUACAGUUCCAGCCCGUCAUCCCCGACGAGCCGCUCAUGGCCGCCACAUCGGGGGAGGACAACAAGCUCAAGCUGUGGAUCCUGGCGGAUUCCAGCAGCAUCUACAAACAGGGCGUGGUGUGGCAGUGCGACAGCGUCGGUUCCUUCCGGGACCUCCCCGCGGGCCCGCUGAGCUUCUCCGCAGACGGCUCCGUCGUCGGGGCCGCCUUCGGCCCCUCGCUGACCCUGUGGGUGCCCGAGACGGGUCAGCUGAAGACGAGCCUCACUCACUCCAAGCUCAGCUCUGCCAUCAGGCACGUGGUGUUCGGCCGGCUGAGCUGCUGCCACCUGGCGUGCGUGGCGACGGAUGCGGGCCUGGCCGCGUGGAACCUGCUCACGCUGACCCUGGACUGGGUGGCGUCGGUGCGGCUGAGCGCUCUCGUCCCCGACCCGAGGUCGGAGCUCGUGGCCGCCAUCUCCGCCACCAACCAGCUGUUCCUGUUCGUGCCGUCGUCGAGCGAGGUGCUGCUCAGCCAGUCGGAGCUUCUCCCCGAGGACACGUCUGUGGUGGCAGCAGUGUUCGCUCCCCACCAGAGGGCCGGCAGCAGCUACAGGGAGGAGUCGCAGAUUGUGUUCCUCAACUCCAAACAGGAGUUGAUGGUGCUGGAGAGGAGAAGCGACUCAGAAGAGAGCGGCAACGCGUCCACGCUCAGUAGCUUGCCGUUUGAGGCGGACGUCCCGACCGCCUUCGCGACGUACCUCGGCAAGCAGAGGCGGACGGACGCGGAGGCGCCCGAGAAGAAACUGCAGCGGCACCUGGGCGAGCCGGCGAGGCAGGCCGUCAGGCAGUUGCUGGCUACUCCGGCACACACCAUGAUCUCGGUAGCUCGACUUUGCCAGCCUUUCUUGCUGUCGUUCCUGGACACAAAGCCAAAGACCGGACAGAAGGACAGUGGAGUGGCCUCAAUGACCGAGGACUCCGGAGACGAUGGCAGGGACAGCAGCGACGUGGCCGCGCCUCCGGGCGAGCGGAAGGCACACCCGGCGCCCCGAGCCCCCUCCGUCCCCGAGACCGAGCGGAUGUCCUGGGAGGAGCGGCUGGAGCCCCUGCUGCGGCAGCCGCUGGACUGGGUCUCCCAGCUGGAGGGCUCGUGAGGCCAGCCGGCCACGACGAGACUGCCGCGCAGUGCUUUCGAUUGUCGCUCGUCCCAGCCACAGCACCGUGAUGUGCGGUGCACAGUGAAAUUAGGUUCAAACAUUAAGGGGUGUCCGUUUAUAAUGUCUCUACAUCAGGAGAUCAGCUGAUACAUUUCUGUUGAGGCCAUAACCUCCAGCACCUACAACACUACAACAUAUUUUCUAGACCUUUUGCCAGCUUCCAUGCUGUUUAGUUUCCCUAUUAAAGACAUCUCUAAAACUAAUGAAACUACAAAAAAAUUAACUCUUAUUAAAUGUGAAACUUUUUGGCAUACUUUAAGGUACAUGUGUAAUUUGUAAUUAAAUUUCUCUGUAAGCUUAGUGUUCAAUCAAUACUGUCUAGAUUUUAAAUAUGAGUGCUAUACAAACGAGCAUUUCUAAAUGUGAGUUAAUAAACCUUUUUUUAGUAAACAUGUUUGGAUUGUUGGAUAAUACCCUUUCUGUCUUUUUUUGUGUGUUGGAUUGCAUCAUUUUAAAGAACAAGAAGAUGAGUCUCCAGAAUCUUUGCUUAAUCUUGCCACUGGUAGGUUACGCUGAUCAGGCCACAGCAUUUGACAUGCUGGCUUCUAGGGACCUGCAUGCGCCGGUGUGCAACAACAAGGCGAGUUGCGACUGUGCUGUGGAGGCUGCCCUAGCUGGCCUUUCCCAUCACUCCCAGUGUGAUAUUUUCUUCCUUCUACAUGGUAGCAGUAACUCACUGGAAUACAAGUCUGAAGGGGUGCCAGCCAGCAGAAGCAAAUUGGUCCUACCACUUUUCAAUAUUGACAAAUGUAUAAGGUUCACAAAAAGAGAAACCAAACAAUCUUGAUUUUGUUGUGAUUCAUCUUUAACUGCUGGGGCUGACUCAACCCAGCCAACCACUCAACAACUUUCCCAACUACUAGAGAUCUCGGAGUUGCAGAAUCAAAAGCCUUAUUUUUAUUUAUCAGAACUUAAUGCUGCAUAGCCCAAGUGUGGUUAACCUGCUGUUGCUUACUGUAUGAUGGACAUCUCGCAUAUGGUUUGUGUGAGUUUCUGUUAAAAAGAUACUUAUUGCAAUAAUUAUCGAAGGUUUGCAGUUGCAAUCAUCUUUUGUUGCUGGAAAUCCUAAAUGGUCAUUAAAGUGCUUCACUGCAGUAAACAAAAAAAACUGCACUCUGUAGCCAUUUUGCAUUCAUGACCCUUUUUUUACUUUCAUUACGGGAAACAUGUUACUGCAUGGUGUAUUUCCAUAAAAAAAUAUUUUAUUGAAAAACACAGGUUCUAUAGAUGUUGUUUUACAGAAACUAUUAAAGGCAGUUUUUAACUUUGAAUAGGCCCGAGUCCGGACUAAAAUAAAUAAUUGAUAAAAAAAAUUUAAUUAUGGAUACAAUGUCUUUUUUAAAAGAAUUGGUACAAUCGCUUAUUCGGGUAAAAAAUGGUAUACCAAAUGGUUAUAUGAAUUUAAAGAUGCUGUUAUUUCCAUAUCAUACCUUUAUAUAGCAUUUUCUGCAUGCAGGGUUGGCGACUACGGCAGGGGUCUCAACAAGGUAGUCCCGCUGGCAAGAGGCAUGGGGCUCUGUCUUGUGUCAUAAGAGGUCAAAGACCUUGUUUUUUUUAGCAUGGCUUGCGUAUUUGUAACCUUGGGUCUGUGGCAUUGAAGACAAAUUAAUGAUUGAUUCCUCCGUGUCACGCUGACGAUGCAAGCGUGCCACUGACCACUGGAGGGUGUUCUUGACAGUACACCACACUGGUGGUGUUUGUGGCUAUUAUAAAAAUAUUAGCUCCUGCUAUCGUAAUUCUUCCAUCCAAACUAAUUAAUGUGGCAUUAGUAUUGCUGGACAGAAUCAGUGUACUUAUAUAAUGCAAAGAUGUUUUCUCUGUAUUAUUAAUGCUUCAAUAUUUGAAAGAAAAAAAUAAUAAUUUUCUCCUUCCUUUCAGCUACUACCAACAAUUAUUUUAACUGAAAGAAAAUGCACCUUUUAUACAUGAACUGUUGAUGGUAAGAACAGUUCAAACUAGCAUUUGAUCAAAACUUAAUGCUAUUUUUAAAUAAUGCAACAGACUGCCUGAAUUUAAGCAAUAACAAAACCACGAAGGUGGUUGCAGGACCAAAAUAGGGACAAUUGCAUAUGUGUACAAAAGUAACAAUAAGUGUUAUGUAAAGUGACCCUAAUGCUUGACGCCGUCCCCGCUGCCUGUUUUGAAAUUACGUUAACUGAAAUGAUUUAAAGGAAAUUUAGUCUCAAGGGCGGGGUUCCUGGUCUCGUGGCUGCAGGCAGGGACGCGUCGACAAAGGGCCCCCCGGGCUGUUAUGGCCUCCCAGGACGCCGUGUAAGUGAAAAUACACGUAACUUUGACUGUUUUAUUACGGUAACACACGGUACAGUAUGUCCCACAGGGCACUG